AAAGCUCUGAGCAGAGCAAAACGGUUGGGAUGAGUGAGUUGAGUUGAGUGAUGAGUGCAUCGUCACCAGCAACCCAGAAAGGAACGGAACAUCCUUAAAACACUUACGACAUCGAAUUCACUUCCCAACCACGCUCCCUCUUCGGUCUCCAAUUUUUGCACAGUCCUCGCAGGUAGCCAGGUAGUGUCACUGUGAAUUGUUGCAAGAUUUCCUUUGCAAGUAUGAGUUUCGUUUUCCGAGGGAGUAGGGGAGAUAUUGAAAGGGGAUUUUCAGAAUAUGCUCCUGAAAGAAACCCAAUGCGUAUUCAUCCUGCUAGGCCAGUUAAUAGCAAUUCUCUGGCUUUUCUUAUUACAGUUCUUGUGCUGUUCAUGUUAUUGAGCUCGCCUCAGAUGUCACAUUAUUUUUUGCUCUGGCUUGUGAUGGCUGUCUUUGCCAUGGCGACAAGCCUGAGGAUGUAUGUAGCUUGUCAACAUCUUCAAGCUCAGGCCAGGGCUCAUGCUGCAGCAGCCACUGGGUUGCUUGGCCAUACUGAAUUACGACUCCAUGUGCCACCAUCCAUAGCAAUAGCAACUAGAGGACGAUUGCAUGGACUUAGACUUCAGCUUGCACUUCUUGAUCGUGAAUUUGAUGAGCUAGACUAUGACACUUUGAGAGCUCUGGACUCUGAUACUGCUUCUAGUACUCCUUCAAUGUCUGAGGAAGAGAUAAAUGCCUUGCCUGUUCACACGUAUAAAGUAGCAGUUCCAACAAAGGAUGGCUCAGCAGGGUUGGCAUCCUCUUCAGGUGCAGAUGAGAUUAAACAAGACUCUGAAGGAGCAGAGGGAAGUAUCCAAGGUCCAGAAGAUGGGCUGACAUGUACCAUAUGCUUGGACCAAGUUAACAAGGGGGAACUUGUUCGUAGCUUGCCAUGUUUACAUCAGUUUCAUGCCAACUGCAUCGAUCCAUGGCUCCGGCAACAAGGAACAUGUCCUGUUUGUAAAUUUAGGAUGGGGUCGGGAUGGCAGGGAAACGGGGAGAGCGAAUCUGAUGGUUCAGAAAUUGUGUAGCAUUCUUCAUAUAUAGCUGUAAAAUUCAUUAUGUCGCGACUUAUAUGCGUAUAUAUACAUAUAAAAAUAAUAUAUGAUGU
This is a messenger RNA of Gastrolobium bilobum, 1126 nucleotides long. Its product is annotated as E3 ubiquitin-protein ligase SDIR1-like. NCBI's taxonomy places the organism in Eukaryota, Viridiplantae, Streptophyta, Magnoliopsida, Fabales, Fabaceae. Bases 222 to 1046 code for a protein of 274 amino acids. The transcript is spliced from 9 exons. The record is from RefSeq and is a predicted model, not a curated record.